This is a messenger RNA of Dioscorea cayenensis subsp. rotundata (Guinea yam), 1050 nucleotides long. RefSeq names its product transcription initiation factor TFIID subunit 7. Bases 161 to 742 code for a protein of 193 amino acids. The record is from RefSeq and is a predicted model, not a curated record. Gene Ontology annotation, molecular function: RNA polymerase II general transcription initiation factor activity. Gene Ontology annotation, cellular component: transcription factor TFIID complex. Gene Ontology annotation, biological process: RNA polymerase II preinitiation complex assembly; transcription initiation at RNA polymerase II promoter. The transcript has 7 exons. Lineage: Eukaryota; Viridiplantae; Streptophyta; Magnoliopsida; Dioscoreales; Dioscoreaceae.
GAAGAAAAAAAAAAAAAUUCCCUACUCUCUCUUGACUCACGAAAGAGGGAAAAAAAUCAGUGUUCUCUCUUUCUCUUUCGCGUCUCUCUCUCGUCUUUUGGAUCGUACGCGGGCCUCUGGUUUGGAGUCAGGAGGAGAUUAGAGUGUUUGAUUGUGGGGGAUGGAAGAACAGUUCAUUCUCCGGGUCCCUCCGUCUGUUUCCGAAAGGAUCGAACGCCUUUUGAACGACAGUUCCGCUUCUUCUUCGUCCGAGGAUGCCUCACUUGAUCUUUCCUUCACGGAGGAUGGAAGGAGUGGUACAUUUCAAAUUGGCAAUGAAAAGUUUUCUGCCUCCCUCUUGGAUCUCCCUACUGUGGUGGAAUCCUACAAAACAUAUGAUGAUAAUGUGCUAAUAAAAACGGCUGACAUUGGUCAGAUAAUCAUGGUAAGGGAAGAAGGAGAUCCUGCUCCCGAAGGGAUUGAGUGCAAACAUGGCCUUACCCCUCCCAUGAGAGAUGCUCGGAAGCGAAGGUUCCGCAGAGAACCUGAUCUGAAUCCUGAACUUGUCCAGCGCGUGGAGAAAGAUCUGCUGAACAUAAUGUCUGGUGGAACAGUAGAGAAUCAUAUUCAUGGGGGCGAGCGAGUAAAGGCCAAUCCAGCACCUGCCCCAAAACCUGAUGCCAUCCCUGUGGAGGCUGCAGUGAACAAUGGUGAAGCUGAAAGAAGUGAUUCUGAUGAUUCACUGGAACCAGAAGAAAAUUGAGCAUUCAUGGAGGAAGCGCAAACCUGAUGCGUCUUGGAUGGCUGCACCCGCAAUUAUGCUAUUGCUGUGAAUUGUUCCUAAGUUGGAGUAGAGAAGACGCGUUUGAGAGUAUUCAGCAGUCCUUCUAUUCUGCAUUAAUGUUUGUACUUGAGAUUGCAACAUAGGAGACAAGUACUAAGAUUAUGCAGUGCUCAAUAUUUCGUUGUAGGAAUCUACUGAUUGUGGCUUGUAAUUUGUGUGUAGUACUUUUUUUCUUUUUUGUUGAAGAAGCUUACCCUUUAUUACUUCAUUCCCCGGUUUUAUCUUUA